This is a messenger RNA of Monascus purpureus, 1242 nucleotides long. The record is from the annotation of a GenBank genome assembly. Lineage: Eukaryota; Fungi; Ascomycota; Eurotiomycetes; Eurotiales; Aspergillaceae.
AUGGCUGUGAGACAGCCACCGAUUCACUUAUCUCUAUUUACUCCGAGUACAGGCAGCCCUGGUCAACUGCCUCGUCCUCCGAUGGAAAUUACCCCUCCAGCGACUCCAAUUGUCGCAACUCGUGAUGCUCCAGCAAGUUUGGCAUCCAGUAGAUCCAGUCCGACUGGCUCUCGGGUUUUGUCUCCCGCCGAACCACCAGCAAGCCAAGCUGGAUCUAUUACCAACCGACACGUUCGAACCCCUCAUGAAUUCCCCGAUGUGAUUGAAAUUUCAAAGGAUGCAUCAGGGCGUCCUAUUGAGUUUGGUCGCGGCGUUUGGAGUGUUGUCUACAUGGCUUCGUCUCAUCCGCCAUCCAAGACCAGUUCCGUUUUAAUGACCCCUCCCAGUUCCCCAGGAACAAAGACUCGCAUUCUCGCCGUUAAGACACCGGCGAGGAGAGACGCGCAAUCUGUGCUUCGCAGAGAAGCUCUAAUAUUGACCCGGCUCAGUCUAACACCGGGUCACGAAAAUCACGUCGUGCCCUUCCGUGGCUAUAUCUCCAGUUCUCAUUCCAUCGUCAUGUCUGCCGUACCCCUUGCAUUGUCCACCUAUAUUGAAGAGGAGGCGGAGACCGCCCGGAAACAACUGUCGACGCAAACAAUGUUUGAUCCAAUCCAAGGCAAAGCUCGGUGGUACGACCUUGCACACAGACUCAUCUCCGCGCUCUCUUGGUUGCACAACGAGGCUCAGAUUGUUCAUGGAGAUGUCAAACCGCAUAGCUUUCUGUUACGCCCUCGGCAGACUAGUCUCUCUGACAACCAUGACGGAUUUCCAUACGAACCAGUCUUUGCCGACUUCUCAUCCGCACAUGACCUUACAUGUCCAACGACGGAGAACGGGUCAGGUUCGUCAAUGUCAGCGUUGACUCCCGUAUUCGCAGCCCCAGAGCUACUCUCAGUCCACGCCCUGACAUCACCCGAUGUGAAUCCAACCCCCGCUUCGGAUGUCUUUUCUCUCGCAGUAACCCUCCUUGCUGCCGCCACCGGAGAUCUGCUAGUCUAUCCUGGUACCAGCAAUAUGCAACGGCUUGCCAUGGCACGAGAAGGACACAGAGUCCUUGAAUUUGCUAGGUCUGGAGGUAAUGGUUCUCGGAUACCACGAGAUGGAAUGGUCGAGCAGACCCUCAUGCCGGCUAUCGCGAAAGAUCCUAUCCAGCGCAUUACUGCUGGUAAAUGGCUGAGCGCCAUACAAACCUUGCCGUGA